Messenger RNA from Hydractinia symbiolongicarpus, 2460 nucleotides. RefSeq names its product early estrogen-induced gene 1 protein-like. NCBI's taxonomy places the organism in Eukaryota, Metazoa, Cnidaria, Hydrozoa, Anthoathecata, Hydractiniidae. The transcript has 12 exons. The record is from RefSeq and is a predicted model, not a curated record. Bases 52 to 1116 code for a protein of 354 amino acids.
UAGCUAUAAUUUUUUUUUAUCUAAUUCAAUAGCUCGGACUGAAUAACACAAAUGAGGAAAAAAAAGUUCAAGUUCGAUGUAAAAUUAUGCAUUCAAGAAUUAAAUAGUAUACCUUUAUUGAAUGGUGUUCUUUUCUGUAAAGCAAGACUGCUUGGUGGUGGAGAUUUUUCUGGCUUAACACCAAGAGGCAAUGUUGUGUCACAUUGUGUGAAAUGGCCAACACAUUUUGGUUUUUCAUGCAAGCUAUCUGCAUCACCUUCAACGGGAAUACUGGAGACAUGUUUAUGUCGAAUAUCAGUAAGAAAGGAAGUAAAGGGUGGAAAAUCUCACGAGAAGCUUGGUUAUGUUGAUAUAAAUUUAGCUGAGUAUGCUGGCUCUGGCUCAGUGACAAGACGCUAUAUCUUGGAAGGAUAUGGCGAUACAUUGAGACAGAGACAGGAUAAUUCCAUUCUAAAGAUUACAGCAUCAAUGACGUUAACAUCUGGAGAUCCCUUGUUCAAACCACAAGUAUCUUCGCAUGAUCAGCUACUAGCAGGAAGUGUGGAGUCAUCACAGAUACCAACUGAUUCACAGGGAAGUGCUGGCACUUAUCCCACUGCUCGAAGCAGUAUAAUAAUUGAAUCAGAGGAGUUGAAAAGAAGUCAGAGUGAUUGCAUCACUAAACCUGGCUCAAGUAGCCCAAGUUUCCAACACAGUCGGAGCUCUAGUAGUGGAAGCACAAAGUUACAUGCAACUCACUCAAGGAAUUCCAGCGUGGACAAAAGAUUUUCUGGAUUGCAAACCCAUUCUCGACAAUCUUCUAAUAUCUCAACUGGUGAUUCAGGAUGUGCUGAUUUAGAUACAUUCCAUCUUCAUAGUCCUGUGCUAAAAAAGUCUUUAAUGCGUUCUGGCGAGGUUCAUAAAAGGAUAGAUGAGACGAGAGUCGAUGCGGACGAUAUUAUAGACCAAUUAAUUAAUGGAACUGAUCUAACUUAUGAUACAAGUAAAACAGACGAAGGUAUCGAGUUAUCACUUUUUCUUGAAAAUGAUGGCGUAUCCACGAUGAGCAAGAUUGAAACCAGACGACGGCGGGAACUCAAACCUAUUCCAAUUGAAGACAGAUUCAAGACUCUGUAAAAAAAUUAUUUGCAUACUUAAUUAUAUUGUUUGUAAAGUCUGACCAUUUAUUUUGUAUAGUUUUUUCUACAUACUUUCUGUUAAGUAUAUAACGUUUAAUAUAUAUAUAUAUAUAUUAUAAAAUGUAAAUAUCGCUAAAUUAAUAGUUAGCUCUCAACCAGUUUUUUUACAAUGAUAAACGAAAUGUGUGUGGACUUUUUUACCCCUGUCCUAACUUGAGGUUAGAUUUUGAAGGGCAAACUCGAUUUUGACUAACAAUAAUAGCAUUUGUUAACUUAAUUCUGCCCGGUAUUCAUUUUUUUAUAUGAAAUUCAAAUUUGACUAUAAUAUUUGUGAAAGUAAGAUUGCAAAUCUCUGACAGAAAAAUUUAAUUUUGUGAUCAUAAAUGCUGUAAUUUGAUUGGUUAUCAUCGUAAAAUGCUCUAAUUUAAUUAGUCAUCAUGGUAAAAUACUCGAUUUGAUUGGUUAUCAUGGUAGAAUAGUCUAUUGCCGUUACGAAAAUGGAAAGUGAAAUGUAUUUUACUUUUUGUUUAGCUAGCCAUUGUAACGAAAUUUACUUCAGUUUUGUUUCAAUGAAGCCACCACAGUUUUUUUUGUCUUAUGAUAAAAAUUCAAUUCUUAUAUAACGUAUUGAUAAUCUGCAGGAAUGUUUUUUUCUUUUUUGAUGAGUAUAUUGUCAUAAGUUUUGAGCAAUUUACCACUUUUUUCUGGCGAGAACAGCGCUCCAUGCAUUAAUUUACUAGAUUAUGUUCAAAUAAAAUUUGGUUUGCCUAUUUCUUUUUUUGAUUUUUACAGCUAUAUUAUUUUUAUCAUUACGGGUACGAAAUAUUCACACGUUUUUCUUCUCUUCGACGACAAAUAUUUUGUUUAGUGUGGUUUAUGUGUUUACUCUUGACGUGCUUUGACCAUUCACGAUUUACAAAUUUAAAAUCAAGUCGAGGCUGGCCUCGAAUACAUGCUGUGCAUGAAAGCUAUAAUUUUAAGCACCACAUGUUUCAACCGUGAUUGGAGUAUUCAUACACACAAAUUCAGGACAGGUCCUGGUUUUUAAUUCCAGUUCGUAGUAUAAAUCCACUGAACAAAACCAUACAUUUAAACAUUAUUUUAUUUGAAGUAGCUGUCUGUUAUUUUAUUUAGAAAGCUAAGUUCCGUUUACAAGAUUGUGUUUUUGAAAGCAACUCUUUUCUAGGGCUGUAGUCAUAAGUAUCAUGCAAGGAAGGCCCGCAAUUUCGGUUUUUAUUUGUUGUUUAUUGUUGUUGUUUGGUUAUGGUUGAUAUAGCUAUUGUAAACAUUGACGAUUAUUUAGUUCCUCUAUAAAUUUUCAAAAUAUUUUGUUUGUGUGUUA